UGGAGUAGCGGCGGGUGGGCUGUUGCCCGCGCUGAGGGGAGCGGUUGGCAUGGAGCAGGCAGGGGCGGCUGCGCAGGGAGAGCGAAGAUGGCUCCAAGAGGACCUAGUGGGCAAAGAAAAGCGGAAAUGCUCGAGUGUAAAACCCUGUUUAAAGGACAAGACUAACUGCCUGAAUCCACCCGCAGAACCAGUCUCUUCUGAACUAGGGCAUGUUGACAGGAACAAGAAGGAUGCUCUCAGAAACACGGCGAAGGUUGUUCAAAGGGCUGGCAAGCUUGGUGCCAAAUCCACACAGCAUGCUGGCCACACUGCUCAGCAGAAGUCUUCAAGUACCUCCCAGAGAGCAGUGGUGGUGCGUCCUGAGCAGCUGAAAAAGAGGACAAAUCUUCCCACGGGGCUUGUGCCAAGAACAAGCCACACUAUACAGGCCAGAGGAAGGCUCCCAACUUCAAACUCUGGUCACCAAAAUCCAGCAAUGAACAAGAAGCCUGCACAGGAGACUGUUAGUGCUGCAGCACCUCAGACUAGUAGUGACCACUCCCCUCCUGGGGCACCUUGCUCCCUAACUGAGGGCCUGCAGGACAGGACAGGCUGCAACAAAGAAAACGUCCAAGCACAAGCCUCUACACAGCCUGUGCUGAACACAGUUUUUCAGUCUGAUGGAAACAAUCUUGGGAACAAGAGACUCUUGGGUCACAGGCAAAGCUCAGCCAGGAUGUCAAGAACCAUCACAGGCCAAAAGGACAGAAUUAAUAGCCGUCAGGCUAAGGAAGAGCCUAUUCAGGAUAAAUUCAGGAAAACUCUGCCAGGCUCAAAAAGCACAUCUCAAAAAACAAGUGUCAAAACUGAGCUGUUGCAGCCCCCUCUGUUACUUACUGCUUCUACUAAUUUGCUACAUAAAAAACCAGGGGCAAACCAGGAAAAAACUAAUCCGGCAAGGCAACCCGUAGGAAAGCCACUCGGCAUGCUUCCAGGGGGAAAUCUUAAGUGCCACAGUAGACCACCCCAAAUGAAAAGAUCUCCUGUAAAACCUGCAGCCUCCAGCAGGCCCCAGGGGACCACAAACCUGAAACCCAGCCUGAAGCCAUGUGGCCCCACGCAAGGGCAAAGGCCCGCGGCUAACAGGGAGGCGGGUAGGAAGGAUGUGAAGGUGGUACCUGUCGGACGCACAGCAUCAUCCCAAGCUACAGUCCCCCAAAACCACCCUCACAGCACACACAGUUCUGAAACUCAAGCAAUUAAGACUGAUUUUACAAGUAGGAGAGAGAAGCUUAAGUCAGAGCUGCCAAAGGCAAGCGGCACACAGACUAGGCGUUUUCCCAAGAUCCCAUCCGCUGCAGAUCGUAAGAAACAGCUGGAGGAGUGGUUGGCAUCCAAAGGCAAGACAUACAAGCGGCCACCUAUGACACUACUCCAGAAGAAGCCACUGAAACUGUCCUGGAGAAAUGACAUGGUGGAAGAGAAGCAAGAGAAACCAGAGCAGCUCUGCCUGGAGGAGACCAGCAACAUAUUAACUGAGUGCCUGAAGCUCAUUGAGGAGGGUGCCAAGACAGAGGACCUCUCUGCAAUGUUGUCCCAAGUGCCCCAGGCAGAGAAAUUCGCCAAGUUCUGGAUUUGCAAAGUGAAACUGCUGGCCCGCGGUGGCCCUUUUGAUGUGAUGGGGUUGUACAGAGCUGCAGUCUGUGCUGGUGCUGUGCCACUCCAGGAGCUCAGAGAAGUUGUCCUUGAUAUUUUGAAGGCUACAGACAAAACAUCAGAGGGGGAAAAGGCUGCUCAGCCUGUUCCUUGGGAGCCAGCAACGCCUUGCCCAAGUGAGAGGCAGCACGUGGUGGUGACUCCCUGCCUGACAGGGAGGUCCAUGACCAGCCUGCCCGUCUCAGUCAAGUUACAAGUUAUGUCUGCAGCCAGGGGAAAGGAGUUGGUAGAGGGCCCGGAGCUGAAAUUCCUGACACCGGUGCGGCGCUCACUGCGGAUAGAGCGCUUUGGGAGCUGCUAUCCAGAGAUGCUGAAGGACCAUGACCCUGUGGUGUCAUCCCUCAGUGAAAUCCUGAAUGUUGAAGAGCAGACUCAGUUCUUUUUCCGGAAAAAUAAGGCUUUGCCAGAGGUGGUGGAGCUGGAGGGGUUGAGUGUGUAUCCCCCAGAGGACAACUGAAGGAUUCCUGGUGGGGCCUGGGCUGCUUGCUUCCCCCAUGCUGCCUUGCAUGCACUUCCCCGACUUCUCUUGUUGCCUCCCAAAUGUGAAUGUGAAGGGGUGGCCUAUUCCAAUAAACCUAUUGCAAAUAUCUAAGUACUGUUUAAGAAGUAUAAACGCUUGCACCCAGAUGUAGCAGGCAAGGUGUGGGGUUGGAGACGUGGGCUGUUCCCCUGGGCCCGCCCUUGGCUCCUCUGCUGUGACAUGAGGCCCCGAUUUUCCUGCUGUAGGAUGCUCUCGG
Molecule: messenger RNA, 2432 nt
Organism: Athene cunicularia (burrowing owl)
Lineage: Eukaryota; Metazoa; Chordata; Aves; Strigiformes; Strigidae
Gene: CKAP2L
Product: cytoskeleton associated protein 2 like
Exons: 9
Coding region: 50-2152 (700 amino acids)
Cellular component (GO): mitotic spindle; cytosol; centrosome
Source: RefSeq, a predicted model, not a curated record